AGAGCAGUUGCGUGAAGCUGAAAGGCAGUCAGGAGAGAGAGGUGGAAAAUGCACCAGAUUUACAGCUGCAGCGACGAAAAUUUAGAAGUUUUCACCACCGUGAUUUCAUCCAAAUCAUGUAGUCCUGCCCGAAGGAGAGCCAAAAGUGCGCAUCACAUCCUGACAAAGAGCGUGGUAGCGGUGUCUGACUGUCAGCCCCACCGGCCAGACAAGCUGCAGCCCCACCACGGCGACCUCUUACAGGUGCUCUACAGAGAAGAAGAGGUGCACAGCUUGGGCCACGUGAGGGGCGGGCAGCAGGGACCCUGCAGCCCCAAGCAUGUGGGAAUAACUGAACGAGAGACAACCAAACCCUGUAAUCACCGGUCAAAUGGGAAACCUUUGCCUCCAUCAUCACUAGCCCUCCCCAUCACAGCGAAGCCAGCUCUCACAGGAUCAACCAUGGAUGACCACCCACUCGCAGAAGACCGUAGGCAGCGCUUGAGGAAGAUGGCAGAGUAUGACCUGACCAUGACACCAGGAGCAGAAGCUUCUCUGCCACUGACAGGAGGCAGCCUGUAUGGGACACCCAGCUUGCUGAGGAAGAUGUGGAUGAAGCACAAGAAGAAGUCAGAGUACCUGGGGGCAACCAACAGUGCCUUUGAGGCAGACUGAUAAGUCUCAACAUCACUCAAAAAAAGUUCCCUUAGCUAGGACGAGGUGCUCUAGGAUUGAUGAAGGAACAGACACAGCACAGCUCCCCAGGAAAAAGAUAUCCUUUUCAUUACUUGACACCAUUGCCUCAGAAUGGUAAGAGAAAGGCUAAUUAAGGUAAAAAUGGUGAGUAUGAUGCAAUGUAUUAGCCUUUCUUUGUUGUGAUACUCUAGAGUCCCAAAUAUCCCACCAGAUUCACAUCUUGACUCAGCGAUGCUGAAACUAUUGCUGACCUAUUGUAUGCAUCCUGUCUGAAUCGUCUCAGACACACAAGAGAAGCCAACCAAGAUGUUUGUGUACUUCUAUAAGGUUAGAGUUCUCUUUUUGUUAUUGAGUGCCAUUAAGUGCCAGGGCUUUGCUCAUUGUGUACCAUUUUUGUCCUCCUUCCCCCUCAUGUAUCCUCUCUUCAGAGAUAUGAGAUAAAAAACACAUGAUAUGCUUGGA
Molecule: messenger RNA, 1137 nt
Organism: Gallus gallus (chicken)
Lineage: Eukaryota; Metazoa; Chordata; Aves; Galliformes; Phasianidae
Gene: C2H8ORF46
Product: chromosome 2 open reading frame, human C8orf46
Exons: 6
Coding region: 49-654 (201 amino acids)
Biological process (GO): neuron differentiation; neurogenesis
Source: RefSeq, a predicted model, not a curated record